AUGCCAUUCGAAGGAUACCCGAACUAUUUUCUUAAACUAAUUCUAGAAGUCGAAGAGGGAGAAGGGGAAGAAAAAAGAACAGCCCGAACCAAUGCUAGCGGAAAAGAUUAUUAUCAAAUUUUAGGAUUAAAUGCGGAGAAUUUAUUGAAUAGAGAAGUAAAAUCAGAAGCGAUAACCGAGACGAUAGAAGAAGAUAGAGAAAUUACCCGCAAUGAUUUAGGAUAUGAAUUGGAUGAAAGAAAUAUUAAUGAAUACUUUAACCAGUUGAGAGGUGAGGGAAAAAAUGUAAGAAAAGUUGGUUCUAACAAAAUAAUUGAAACACGUCGGCGAGAAGAAACUAGACUUGAAAAGAAUGAAGUCUAUACCCAAAUUUCAGCGGCUCACAAACAAAAAGCAAGACGAAAUCAUACCGAUAGGGGAGGGAAUUUAGAAACUAUUCAAUUAGUUAAUGAAGCCUUUAACAUUCUCAGAAAUCCAGAAACUAAACGACAGUAUGAUAGAUUUUAUAGAAUUAUUACCGGCGACAAUGCUGACCUAGCAUUUAAAAAAAUGGUUAAGGACAAAUUGCUUCAAUUGUCUCGGCGAACUGAGGAAGCGGAAGGCAUUCAAAAUCCCGAUUCAACUGGCACUGGAAAAGUUGGAGGGGAAGAUAUUUCAAGUUAUAAAAACACUUAUUUCCCUAGUAAUAAUUAUAUCGAAGACGUUAUAAACCAAUCCCGAACCAAAGCCGGACUUAGUCACGAUGAAAUAACGGGUAAACCUCGGGCAAGUAUUAAUACACAAAGAAGAAAUAUUCAACUCCGGGAAUUAGGAACAUACCGCAAUUUUAAUAAUUUUUCCAUGGGUAUUUGGCAGCAUAAAAAUAAUGAAGCCGUAGUGCACGCCCAAGAGGAAAAUUUGGAGACGUUGCGAGAAAUGCAAGGAUGGGACACCUUUUCCGGACCCGAAGAACUACAAGGAACCGAAAAAUUUCAUUUUAUCACCGGAUUUACUUCGGUUAAUUUUCCUAGUGCUGAACCAGGAAUAAUUAAUCUCCGAUUUGAUAAUCCCGACCAUUUCGCCUAUCGGCAAGUCAUUAACCGAGCGAAAGUUUUCCGAGAUAUUAAAGAAAAAAUAACCCAGAAGUCAACUGAAUUUAGUAAUUUACGGGACCGCGAAGGAGGCGGCGUCAACCAAGUUUUUUUUAACGAGCGAAGAAGAAAACUAGAAAAUUUGGCAAAAUUAGAGGUAGUAGACAGCCUAGGAAGAACAGUGUCACAAGACUAUUCCUUUACUUUUACUAGAAUGAAAUUUACUAGUGCUGAUAGCGAAUUAUUAACCACAGAAAUUAACCGAAUAUUUAAUGAAUUUAGGGCAGAAAUUAAUCGGGUAGGAGCAAGACCUCUCGGAAAUACAGGUUCUGGUGGAAAUGGAGGAAGUGGUGAACCGCGAGAAGAGGCAAUUCAAGAAAUAGUAAAGGCUUUCCGGGAUACUAGACUUAUUAAUUAUGGGAAAAAUGCAGCGGAAUAUUUGGAGGAAGAAAAUAGAAUAUUGCCAGGAAGUAUUUACCGGCUUGCGGCUCGGCGGAAAAUUAAAGAAGAAUUAGCCCUUAAUCAAAUUUCAGAAACUCAAAUUUUACCGCCGGGAGUAGAUUUAAAAAGGCAUUUUAAAAACCUUAGAAAAAAUAACGAUAAGGCUGAAAUCAAUGCCGAAAGGAACUAUUUACUUUCUCUAAUUGAUGCUUAUAGUAAUGGCAAUAAGGUGAAAAUAGACUGUGCCAUUGCCGCUGUAAAGAAUGCUUUGCGAGAUAACCAUAAUGAAAAUAAUAUCAACCAAAUUAGAGAUACGUUUAUCCACAAAAUCAAAGAUUUUGUGGAUCGGGAUAAUGCCGGAAUUAUGGCCGCCAUUCGAGAAAUUGAAAACCUUUUGACUGUUAAUGAUAAAACGGAAACACUUUCUACCUCUAAAAUCAGUUCUACUAAUCGCCUUAAAACUAAACUUAAAGAAGGUCAUAAAAAAUUAGCAGUUAAGGAAGAAGAAUUACCCGCCUCUCUCCUGGCUCCAUAUAAAAGCGUGGAGGAAAAAAUAAAUAGUUUGGAAAAAUUAGAAGACAUUACCGCUUUCGAAAUUAAAUUAAAGGAAGCAAUUACCCAAAAGAAGCAAGAAAAAUUAACCGUAAUUGUUAAUGAGGCUAUUACAGAAAUAAAAAAAGAGAUAGGGCGAAGCCAAAUUGAAUUGGGCGAAAAUAAAGACUACGAAACGAGGUUGAAAAAUAUGAACGACCCCGACACUAUUGAAUUAGUUAAACAAAACCUUAUAAAACUGAUUAGAGAACAAAAAAAUAGCGAAAGGAAUGAAGAAUUUUCUCAAAAUUUUGAACCGGAUAAGUCUAAUUGGUUUUGUGGCUCUAAGGAUUUGAAAAAAGAGACAAAGACUAAGAAAGCAUUAAUAGUUUUUGCUCCUCGCGGCACCCAAGAUAUUUAUCCGCCUCGUUCGCUAAUUUAUCAGAAAGUUCAAAAAAUAAUUACUGAAAUACUCCAAAAAAAUAAUUACCAACCGAUAAUUUUUCCUACCUUCGAAGCCCAAGAUUUAUUCGCUAGUUCUCUGGGUUCUACUACUGACAUUAUUCAUAAGGAAAUGUAUACUUUUGAGGAUAGGAAAGGACGUGAAUUGGCAUUAAGACCGGAGGGGACUGCUAGCACAGUGCGUUUAGUUUGUCAAAAUAAAUUAGUUAAAGAAAAUUAUCCUUUGAAGUUAUAUUAUUGGGCCAAUAUGUUCCGUUAUGAACGACCCCAAAAAGGGCGAUACCGCGAAUUUUGGCAACUGGGAGUAGAGUUAAUUAAUGCCGAAGGAGUUAUCAGUGAUUAUCAAAUAUUAAAAUUAGUUUUUGAUAUUUUAGGUGGUUUGGGAAUUAAAAAUUUUAUUUUUAACUUAAAUUAUUUGGGAGAUAGUGAGACCAAACAAAAAUAUAAAAAUGAACUAAAAAAUUUUAUUGAGAAAAAUAGCCUUGAUUUGUGUAGUGAUUGUCAAAAAAGAUAUCAAACUAACCCUUUAAGAAUAAUUGAUUGUUCAUCAUGUUUAGAUUAUUAUACCGGUUUAGUCUUUGAAGUUAAUUUAGAAAAAGAAAAGGCUUUAUUAGGUGGAGGUCGCUAUAAUGAACUUUAUCAAGAAAUAGGGAAUAUUAAUUUGCCCGCUAUUGGAUUUGCAAUAGGGAUUGAAAGAUUGAUAAAUUAUUUAGAGAAUAAAUUAGAAAAGUAUUGGUGGAAAGUAGAAUACAAUCCCGAAGUUAAAAAAAUUAAAUCUCUUCCCAAAAUUAUCGAGUAUUAUCAGCCGAAAAUUUUAAUGGUGGUGGGAGAACAAGAACUAAAAAAUAAAAAAAUUAUCCUCAAAGAUUGUCAGAAACGGCAAGAUUUUUUGGUCGAAAAAGAAAAGGCAACGGAAUGA
This is a messenger RNA of Funneliformis geosporum, 3423 nucleotides long. The record is from the annotation of a GenBank genome assembly. Lineage: Eukaryota; Fungi; Glomeromycota; Glomeromycetes; Glomerales; Glomeraceae.